Messenger RNA from Liolophura sinensis, 1458 nucleotides. Its product is annotated as cytochrome b-c1 complex subunit 2, mitochondrial-like. Gene Ontology annotation, cellular component: mitochondrion. The record is from RefSeq and is a predicted model, not a curated record. Lineage: Eukaryota; Metazoa; Mollusca; Polyplacophora; Chitonida; Chitonidae. The coding region runs from base 42 to 1412 and encodes 456 amino acids. Gene Ontology annotation, molecular function: metal ion binding. The transcript has 14 exons.
UUCACUACAUUCAAGGACGAAAUACAGGCCGGUCCGACACGAUGGCAACAAAAUCAGCCAGCAGGGGAAUUAUUCCAGGGAUUCGAAGACGGCUGUAUGCAUCCCAGGCUGCAUCCAGAGCUGAACAAGGAGAGUCACAUCUGCCAAAGCAGGAUCCAAAGAUAACCAAGCUGCCUAAUGGUGUACUUGUGGCAUCUGUGGAGAACUAUUCUCCACUGUCGCGAGUGUCUGUUGUCGUCAACGCUGGCUCUCGUUUUGAAGAUGGAGACAACUUAGGUGUGACACAUUGCCUGAGGGUAGCAGCUUCACUGAGCACAAGAAAUUCCAGCAGCUUUAAGAUCAUAAGAAGUUUACAGCAAAUUGGAUCCAACUUGACGUGCUCAGCUGGACGGGAGUACAUUCACUACAGCCUCGACUGCACACGUGACAAUGUAGAAACUGGCCUUGGAUUUAUGAAGGACAUUACAACAAGUCCUGUAUUCAAACCCUGGGAGUUAGCUGAGGUUCAGGCCAGGCUUAGGGUUGAUAGAGCUGUUUUGGAGACCCAGCCUAAUGUUGAGGUGAUUGAAUUACUUCAUGAGGCAGCUUUUAAGAGGUCUCUAGGCUGCUCCUUGUAUGCACCAAGCUUCAUGAUCGGCAAAUAUACCUCAGAGCAGCUGCAGAGCUAUGUGAGUCAGUUUUUCACCUGUGACCGCUUGGCUGUUGUUGGUGUUGGAGUGGACCAUGAUCAGCUAUGUGCAGAGAGCAGUAAAUUCACACCGUUUAACCCCACAGGCAAUGAAGGAGACCCUGUCCUCUACCUGGGAGGUGAGCUGAGAAAGAACACUGAUAACCCUCUUGUGUAUGCUGCCGUAGCAGUUGAAGGGCCAUCGAUAAAUGGUAAGGACCUGUUGCCUAGCGGAGUACUCCAGAUGAUCAUGGGAACAGGGCCUUAUGUCAAAUACAGUGGUGGCACAUCAGCCGCUCAUCUGGCUCAGGCUGCAUCUUCAGCUACGUCCCAGCCGUUUGCAAUUUCCUGUAUCAAUGCAAACUACCAGACCUCGGGAUUGUUUGGAUUCUGUGCCGCAGCUCAGUCCAAUGACAUAGGAAAGGUGUUAAAGACUGCAUUCUCACAGUUUGCAAGCGUGACAAAGAAUGGAGUGACAGACCAGGAGCUAGCGCGUGGAAAGAACCAACUGAAGUCAGCCAUCCACAUGCAGCGUGAGGACGGGGGUAAUCUCUUGUUUGAUAUGGGAGAGGAAGCCUUAGGGGAGAAAGCCUUGAUCCGCCUCUCAGAGGUUGACAAGGCCAUCGAUGCUGUCUCUGUUAGUGAUGUCGUCAAUGUCGCAAAGAGGAUUGUGAAUGGAAAGGCAACCAUGGCAGCUGUAGGAAACCUUAAAAACACCCCCUGUUUAUCGGAGCUCUACAAAUAGCAUGGGAAUGGAUAGGAAAUUCUAUUUAGUGAAAUUGGUCUUGCAC